Messenger RNA from Ogataea philodendri, 438 nucleotides. RefSeq lists its product as uncharacterized. The coding region runs from base 1 to 438 and encodes 145 amino acids. Lineage: Eukaryota; Fungi; Ascomycota; Pichiomycetes; Pichiales; Pichiaceae. The transcript has a single exon. The record is from RefSeq and is a predicted model, not a curated record.
AUGUCUUGCCAAUUGAGUAUCGAUCUUCUCAUCCACUUUGUCAAGAACGAGGUAGACCAAGUCAAAACGAGAAAGCAAAGGAGGUGGCAGGUCGAUGUUCUUGGUAACUGGCAAGUUUGGGUUAUAUCUGGACUCAAUAGGAUUGGCCGAAGCCAGAAUGGAGGUUCUUGCAUUCAAAGUGGUAAUGAUACCAGCUUUUGCAAUAGAAAUGGUUUGCUGUUCCAUGACUUCGUGCAAGACAGAUCUUGUGGAGUCAGACAUCUUAUCGAACUCAUCAAUACAGCACACACCUCCGUCAGACAGAACCAGAGCUCCACUUUCCAGCACCAACUGCUUGGUUUCAAUAUCUCUGGUAACGUAUGCAGUCAAACCAACAGCAGAGGAACCUUUACCGGAGGUGUAAAUACCUCUAGGAGCGAUCUUGUGAACAUAUUGUAG